This is a messenger RNA of Tinamus guttatus (white-throated tinamou), 1720 nucleotides long. NCBI's taxonomy places the organism in Eukaryota, Metazoa, Chordata, Aves, Tinamiformes, Tinamidae. The record is from RefSeq and is a predicted model, not a curated record.
AUGGUAAUAUUUGUUCUGUUUGAUGAUAAUGAUGUCCUUGCGCUGCCGAUCUUCAAACAGGAAGAACCGCAGUUGUCUCCUGAGAAUGAAGCCAAACUGCCUCCCUUUCAGUAUGUUCUCUGCACAGCUACAUCACCUGCUGUGAAACUGCAUGAAGAAACUCUGACCUACCUCAACCAAGGUCAGUCUUAUGAAAUCCGUCUACUUGAGAAUAGGAAAUUGGGAGAGUUUCAAGAUUUAAACACAAAAUAUGUGAAGAGCAUAAUUCGUGUAGUUUUCCACGAUCGACGCUUGCAGUACACAGAACAUCAGCAACUGGAGGGCUGGAGGUGGAGUCGGCCUGGGGACCGCAUCCUCGAUAUAGAUAUUCCAUUGUCAGUUGGUAUCUUGGAUCCCAGGGCCAGCCCAACCCAGUUGAACACUGUUGAAUUUCUGUGGGAUCCAUCAAAGAGAGCCUCAGCAUUCAUUCAGGUACAUUGUAUUAGCACAGAAUUUACUCCACGGAAACAUGGAGGAGAAAAAGGGGUACCCUUCCGGGUACAAAUUGACACCUUUAAACAGAACGAAAAUGGUGAAUACACAGAACACUUGCAUUCUGCAAGCUGCCAGAUCAAAGUGUUCAAGCCUAAAGGAGCAGACAGAAAACAGAAGACUGACAGGGAAAAAAUGGAGAAGAAAACCACACAAGAGAAGGAGAAGUAUCAGCCUUCCUAUGAGACAACCAUCCUCACAGAGUGCUCUCCCUGGCCAGAUAUGCCUUAUCAAAUGAACAAUGUUCCAUCUCCAAGCUACAACAGUUCUCCAAAUAGCUUCAACCUUGGAGAUGGCAACAGUUCUCCAACCCACCAAGUGGAGCUCCUGCCUCCCAGCAAUGAUCAUCUCCUUCCUUCUGCUUCUAUUCAAGAUGCCCAGCAGUGGCUACAUCGUAAUAGGUUUUCUCCGUUCUGUAGACUCUUCUCAAGUUUUUCGGGUGCUGACUUACUGAAGAUGUCCAAAGAAGAUUUCGUUCAAAUCUGUGGGCCUGCUGAUGGAAUUCGGCUCUUUAAUGCAAUCAAAGGAAGAAAUGUAAGGCCCAAAAUGACAAUUUAUGUCUGUCAAGAACCCGAGCAAAACCGGUCCCAUCUUCACCAAAAACGAGAAAAUGGAGAUGGCAGUCUCUGUGUAUAUCAUGCAAUCUUCUUGGAAGAGCUGACCACCCUGGAAUUACUCGAGAAGAUUGCAAACUUGUACAGCAUUUCUCCACAGCAGAUAAACAGAAUCUAUCGGCAGGGACCCACAGGGAUCCACGUAUUAGUGAGCAACGAGAUGGUGCAAAACUUCCAAGAUGAGUCUUGUUUUGUUAUCAGCACAUUAAAAGCUGAAAGCAAUGAUGGCUACCACAUCAUUUUAAAAUGACCAUGCUGCAUAGAAAGACUAAAAUUUAGUGCCUCACUGAGAUUGCUACAACCUAGACUGGAAACAUGAAGAACCUUCUGGAUAAAAUGCUCCUAUGACCUAAGAAUUACUAGCUUAAGGAAAGAAAUUGCUUUUACAGAUAUACAUUUUGUUUUGUUUUGUUUGGAGAUUGGAGCUGAGAACAUUCUCAAAACUCGUAUAUGUUUCUUCCUCCCUCCCUUCCUCUCCAGACUUAGAAAUUGUUGAGGUUUCUGCUUAUUGCAUUGAAACACCUGAUAAUGAAAGAUAAACAAAACCAAUUCUCUAGACCCCCUCAUGGUUGGGU